Molecule: messenger RNA, 1689 nt
Organism: Penicillium salamii
Lineage: Eukaryota; Fungi; Ascomycota; Eurotiomycetes; Eurotiales; Aspergillaceae
Source: the annotation of a GenBank genome assembly
AUGCCCGUUUCCUCCACUUAUGCCCCCGUCGACAUUCCAGCCGUUGAUCUGUGGACAUUCCUCUUCGAGCGCAAAGAUAGAGCAUUCCCAGAUGACAAGAUCCUCUACCAAGAUGCCGACACUCAGCGUUACUACACAUACAAAUCUCUCCGCGAGGCCUCACUAGACUUUGGUAAAGGCCUGCGCGCGCUUUGGAAUUGGCAAAAGGGCGAUGUACUCGCCCUGUUCACACCGAACAGCAUCGACACCCCCGUUAUGAUGUGGGGGACUCUGUGGGCGGGAGGUGUAGUCUCACCCGCAAACCCUGGAUAUACGGUCGACGAGCUUGCCUUCCAGCUCAAGAACUCAGGCGCAAAAGGCCUGGCAACACAGGUCUCAGCAUUGUCUGUCGCAAAGCAGGCAGCGAAGAAGGUCGGUAUGCCUGAAGAUCGCAUUAUCUUGAUUGGUGAACAGCGGGAUCCGGAUGCACGGAUCAAGCAUUUCACAUCGGUGCGCAAUAUCUCUGGGGCGACCCGUUAUCGGAAGCAAAAGGUGACACCCGAGAAAGAUGUUGCCUUUUUGGUUUACUCUUCUGGGACGACUGGUGUGCCCAAGGGUGUCAUGUUAUCACACCGGAAUAUCGUGGCCAAUAUCAUGCAGCAGGAUAUUAGCGAUGGGGGUAACCUGAGCUGGGAUGGUGGUUUUGACGGAAAGGGCGAUCGAGUUCUGGCGUUCUUGCCAUUCUAUCAUAUUUAUGGGUUGACUUGCUUGAUUGCCCAAGCCUUGUACCAGGGCUAUCACCUGAUAGUGAUGUCAAAAUUCGACAUUGAAAAAUGGUGCGCACAUGUCCAGAACUAUCGCUGCACAUUCAGUUAUAUUGUCCCCCCUGUGGUAUUGCUACUCGGCAAGCACCCAGUGGUAGACAAGUACGACCUCUCAAGCAUGCGCAUGAUGAACUCUGGUGCUGCACCCCUCACACAAGAAUUGGUGGAAGCGGUCUACUCGCGCAUCAAAGUUGGAAUCAAGCAAGGGUACGGUCUCAGUGAGACCAGCCCGACCACCCACUCGCAGAAAUGGGAGGAUUGGCGCGAAGCCAUCGGUUCGGUUGGUCGCCUGAUGCCCAACAUGCAAGCCAGGUACAUGAGCAUGCCGGAAGACGGCUCAGAACCGAAGGAGGUUGCUGCAGGUGAGGUCGGUGAGCUGUACUUGAGCGGCCCUAACGUCUUCCUUGGCUACCACGAAAACCCGGAGGCAACCAAGGGCUGUCUUUCUGAGGAUGGCUGGUUCCAGACCGGUGAUGUGGGCUUCCAAGAUGUCAAGGGCAACUUCUUCAUCACCGACCGUGUUAAAGAGCUCAUCAAGUACAAGGGCUUCCAGGUUCCUCCUGCCGAACUGGAGGGACUUCUGGUAGACAAUGCUGCUAUCGAUGAUGUGGCGGUCAUUGGCAUUGAGAGUGAGGCGCAUGGCUCUGAAGUUCCUUUGGCCUGUGUCGUUCGCAGCGCGAAAAGCAAAUCUUCGGGCUCAAACGAAAAAGAUGAAGCAGAGAAAAUCAUCAAGUGGCUGGAUAGCAAGGUUGCCCAUCACAAGCGCCUGCGUGGUGGUGUACAGUUCGUGGAUGAGAUCCCCAAGAACCCCAGUGGGAAGAUUCUGCGUCGUCUGCUCAAGCAGAAGUUCAAGGACAUAGGCAAGGCACCAAAGGCCAAGCUGUAA